Triticum turgidum subsp. durum (durum wheat) is the source of this 1149-nucleotide messenger RNA. Lineage: Eukaryota; Viridiplantae; Streptophyta; Magnoliopsida; Poales; Poaceae. The record is from the annotation of a GenBank genome assembly.
AUGGGGAGAAUGGCUUCGGCGGCGGCGGUGGCGGUGGCCAUCGUGGCGGUGCUGUGCGCGGCGGGGGUGGUGAGGGUGAGAGGGGAGGACACCGUGGACGAGGACACGCCAGGAGCGUCCUUCAUCUUCGGCGACUCGCUGGUCGACGCCGGGAACAACAACUACCUCUCCACGCUCUCCAAGGCCGACAUGAACCCCAACGGCAUCGACUUCGCCGCCUCCGGCGGGACGCCCACCGGCCGCUUCACCAACGGCCGGACCAUCGCCGACAUCAUAGGGGAGAUGCUGGGCCAGGCGGACUACUCGCCGCCGUUCCUGGCGCCGAACACGACGGGCGGCGCGCUGCUGAACGGCGUGAACUACGCGUCCGGCGGGGCGGGGAUCCUGAACGGGACGGGGCGGGUGUUCGUGAACCGGAUCGGCAUGGACGUGCAGGUGGACUACUUCAACAUCACGCGGCGGGAGCUGGACGGGCUGCUGGGCAAGGAGAAGGCGCGAGAGUUCAUCCACAAGAAGGCCAUCUUCUCCAUCACCGUCGGCUCCAACGACUUCCUCAACAACUACCUGAUGCCGGUGCUGUCCGCCGGCACGCGCGUGGCCGAGUCGCCCGACGGCUUCAUCGACGACCUCAUCAUCCACCUCCGGGAGCAGCUCACGCGGCUGCACGCGCUGGGCGCGCGCAAGUUCGUGGUGGCCAACGUGGGGCCGCUGGGGUGCAUCCCGUACCAGAAGACGCUGAACCGGGUCAAGGACGACGAGUGCGUGAAGCUGCCCAACACGCUCGCCGCGCAGUACAACGGGCGGCUCCGCGACCUCCUCAUCGAGCUCAACGGCAACGGCGGCGGCGGCCUGCCGGGGGGCAGGUUCUUGCUGGCCAACGUGUACGACCUGGUGAUGGAGCUCAUCGCCAACCACAGGAAGUACGGCUUCUCGACGGCCAGCGUGGCCUGCUGCGGCAACGGCGGCAGGUACGCCGGGAUCGUGCCGUGCGGGCCGACGUCCAGCAUGUGCGACGACCGGGAGAACCACGUGUUCUGGGACCCGUAUCAUCCCAGCGAGAAGGCCAACGUGCUGCUCGCCAAGUACAUCGUCGACGGCGACAGCAAGUACAUCUCCCCCAUGAACCUCAGGAAGCUCUUCAAGCUCUAG